Messenger RNA from Diatraea saccharalis (sugarcane borer), 2320 nucleotides. The record is from the annotation of a GenBank genome assembly. NCBI's taxonomy places the organism in Eukaryota, Metazoa, Arthropoda, Insecta, Lepidoptera, Crambidae.
UAAAUUAUCAAUGGACAGAUAGUAAACUUAAUCUUAUAUGUACGUGUACUUUUAUAACUGUUAUCUCUUUAUUUAAUUUGUCAUAUCAUACGUAUAUAGAGAAGGUAAUGAUUAAGUAGUGCAAUGUAUUAGCAAAUGUUAUAAAAAAAUGUUUUUGUUUAUAAAAUACGCAACAAUUUAUCUAACAUUCAUUUCAUUGAAUGAAUGCUAUUGUGAAAAUGUAAAAGUAAAAUUAAAACAAGGUGUUUUGUACGGUAAAACAGAAAAAACAUACUUAAAAGAGGGAAGCUAUUACACUUUCAAGGGAAUUCCUUACGCAGAAGCACCUGUUGGUGAAUUAAGGUUUAAGGUAAAUUAUAAUAAAGUUAUUUGUAAAUAAGGUAUUCGGAAUAAUUGCUUUGUAGUUCUUUAUUUAGUUUAUUUACGAAAAUCUUAAUUUCAAGAUGACAUCAAUUUUAAAUUUAUUGGAUCUAUUGAACCUAUUUGAUUAUUAGUACAUAUCUUUACACAUUGUAUUGUCAACAUUACAAUAAUUUAUUGAUAGUGUUUUCCAUCUCUUACAGCCACCAAAACCACAUAUUGGAUGGAAUGGAACCUACGAAGCUUAUACUAAUAAACCUACAUGUGUCCAACACAAUACUAAGAUGCGUAAUGGCGAGACUUACGGUAUAUCUGGUUCCGAAGAUUGUCUAUACAUCAGCGUCUUCACACCAAACUUAGAAGGAUCUGCUGCUGUUAUGGUGUUCGAUUAUCACGACAAUUUCCGUACAGGAUACAACGGUACUAAAAAAUAUUCUCCAGAAAUAUUUGCUGAAGAAAAUGUUAUAGUUGUAACGAUUAGUUAUCGUCUCAGUAUUUUGGGAUAUUUAACUACAGAAGACGGUGUGAUACCCGCUAAUAAUGGUCUGAAAGAUUAUUUAUUGGGUCUUAAGUGGGUAAAAGAGAACAUAAAAAGCUUUGGAGGUGAUCCAAAUCGCAUCACUUUAAUGGGUAGCAAGGGAGGUGGCACUGUUGCUAACAUUAUGCUUUAUUCGAAACAGGCAUCUGGUCUUUUUAAUGCAGUAACUAUUCAAAGUGGUACAAGUUAUGAAGCUAUAUAUUUUCCAGAAAAUGCAAAACAGUUUGCCCUCAAAUUAGCGGAGCUUGUUGGUGUAACUUCUAGUGAUAGUCAAACUUUGCUUGAAGAGCUUCAAAAGAUUGAUGUUGUUUCUCUAUAUGAUAAAGAAAGUGAUGUUUUGACAUCAAAUCUGGAUUUUUAUGAAAAGUAUCAGAGGAGUGUGUUUCCUUUCGCACCAAUCAUUGAGCCUGAACAUCCAGACGCCAUUUUAACUACGAUGCCAGAAAAUGGUAAAAUUAUUAAUGAUGUUCCAGUUUUGAUCGGAUUUAAUUCAAGAGAGGGCUUAGACCACACCUCAUACAUAUUAUUCGAACCAAAAAUACUGUCAAGUAUUAAAGAUUUCUUUGUUCAUUUUCCAAUCAGAACUAACUUCAGGUUUGAUGUAAACAAUACUGCAUUCGUAGAUUACAAGGAGGAUAUAAGGAAAUUUUACUUGACAGGUGGAUAUUUACAUUACAAUAAUUUGUUGGAGUAUGCUAUAUACGUGGGUGAUACGUUGCAAAAUUAUGCUAUUAAUUAUGCUGCUAGGAAACUUGCUAACGAAUUAAAUUCACCUACGUAUUACUAUAUGUUUGACUUUUACGGAUCUUUCAAUGAAAACAUGCUGUUUUUGGCGACAAACAUACAUUGGGGUAUAGAAAAUUGGGGAGCGACUGUUGCGGACGAACUCUGCUACUUACAUGUUUGUAAUCGCAUCAGGAAGAACUAUAACUACUUUAAAGGAUUAGUGGCUACACAAAAUGAGCUAAAGGUUUUAAAGAAAAUGGUACGUUUAUGGACGAACUUUGCUAAAACAGGGAAUCCAACACCUAGUAAAAACGAUGAUGUCUUGAAGAGGCUUUCCUGGCAACCAAUAGAAAAGGGAAACGCAGAUCUCAAGUAUCUUCAUAUCACUAAAAACUUUCGUAUGGAAUUGAAUCCUUUAGGUGCAAGGGAAAAAUUUUGGGAUGAAACUUUAAAGAAAUAUGGCAAUAUGGCUGUCGAAGGGGUAGCACAAAAGGUGAAAGAAGUACAUGAAGAAUUAUAAUAGGAAUUAAAAAAGUUUCAUAAUUUAAAGUGUUUCGUAUUUCAAAUAUAUAAUAAAAUAAAAAAGUUUAAAGUGCGCUGAAAAUUUAAUAGAAAAUGAGAAAUCUCAUAUUUGAAAAGCUUCGAAUUCAUACUGGGUCAAUAUGAAAAACAAUUUAAAGUAAAAAAAGUUACUAA